AUGAUGAGCAAACCCACCGGCUCAACAAGUGGCUGUUUGGAUAUUCUGAAUGUCAAAUCAAGUCGGAUUCUGGACAUCCCGUGUAAAGUGUGCGGCGACCGCAGCUCAGGGAAACACUACGGCGUCUACGCCUGUGACGGCUGCUCGGGAUUCUUUAAGAGGAGCAUCCGCAGAAACCGGACCUACGUCUGCAAAUCUGGAUCGCAGGGCGGUUGUCCCGUUGACAAAACUCACAGAAACCAGUGCCGAGCGUGCCGUUUGAAAAAGUGUCUGGAAGUGAACAUGAAUAAAGACGCCGUUCAGCACGAGAGGGGGCCCCGCACGUCCACCAUCCGCAAGCAGGUCGCUCUGUACUUCAGGGGCCACAAAGAGGUGAACGGCUCCUCGACACACUUCCCCGGAUCCUCGCUGCCCGGGCCGCCCUUCUUCACCACCGUCACGCAGCUGGAGCCUCACAACCUGGAGAUGAGCACAGUGGCCACGACGCCCGAGAGACAGGCCAUCGUGGGUCUGGCGCAACCGACCCCGAAGUAUCCCCACGAGGUCAGCGGCACUCCCAUGUACCUGUACGAGGUGGCCACGGAGUCUGUGUGCGAGUCGGCGGCGCGCCUCCUGUUCAUGAGCAUCAAGUGGGCGAAGAGUGUUCCCGCCUUCUCCACCCUGCCAUUAUCUGAUCAGCUCAUUCUGCUGGAGGACGCGUGGAGGGAACUGUUCGUCCUGGGCAUCGCGCAGUGGGCCAUCCCUGUGGACUCCACGACUCUUCUCGCUGUCUCUGGGAUGAACACUGAAAACACGGAGUCUCAGCGGAUGAACAAGAUCAUGUCUGAGAUUCAAGCACUUCAGGAGGUGGUGACCAGGUUCAGGCAGAUGCGUCUUGACGCCACAGAGUUCGCGUGUUUGAAAUGCAUCGUGACGUUCAAAGCUGUUCCUACGCACGGCAGCACCGAGCUGAGAAGUUUUCGCAACGCCAGCGCCAUCGCAGCGCUCCAGGACGAGGCCCAGCUCACGCUCAACAGCUACAUACACACCAGGUACCCCACUCAGCCCUGUCGCUUCGGCAAGCUGCUCCUGCUGCUGCCGGCUCUCCGCUCCGUCAGCCCGUCCACCAUAGAGGAGGUGUUCUUCAAAAAGACCAUCGGCAACGUGCCCAUCACCAGGCUCCUCUCCGACAUGUACAAGUCCAGCGAUAUAUGA
Stegastes partitus (bicolor damselfish) is the source of this 1194-nucleotide messenger RNA. RefSeq names its product nuclear receptor subfamily 2, group E, member 1 (gene nr2e1). NCBI's taxonomy places the organism in Eukaryota, Metazoa, Chordata, Actinopteri, Pomacentridae. Gene Ontology annotation, biological process: regulation of DNA-templated transcription. The record is from RefSeq and is a predicted model, not a curated record. The transcript has 9 exons. The coding region runs from base 1 to 1194 and encodes 397 amino acids. Gene Ontology annotation, molecular function: sequence-specific DNA binding; DNA-binding transcription factor activity; zinc ion binding.